Molecule: messenger RNA, 582 nt
Organism: Anisakis simplex (herring worm)
Lineage: Eukaryota; Metazoa; Nematoda; Chromadorea; Rhabditida; Anisakidae
Source: the annotation of a GenBank genome assembly
CAACCUCUACCAGAUGAUGACGAAAAUGCUCUAUUGGUCGAUGGCAACGGUGAUAGAAUUACGAUUCCACAAGAAAUUACGCCACCACCAGCCGGAGCAACUGAACAACCGACUGUGGAAACGUCAAGCGGAGCACCGGAAGCGAAAUUGCUGCCUGCCUCAACCGUCACGGUGCUGGAGUCUAUCGAUACUGAGGCGCACGCUCAACCGAAGGAAUUCCCUGCGGAACCGCUGUCGCCCAAGGAUGCCUCUUCUUCAAUGGAUGGUGUGGCUGAACACUCGAAGCUGGCCACAUCCUUGCCGGAAACCUCGCAGUCCACUGGAAUCGAGACUGAGACGACUGGAGUAUCGCCUACAGAAGCUCCUACCACUGCUUCUGCUUAUACUGGACUUCAGUCCAGUUUCCUUAUCCGGAGAAGUCUCCCGAGUCAACCGCUGUAUCCGUUGAAAGCACUGAACUCAUGGCAACGACGACCCGUAGCAGCAGCACUAGUAGCUCUAGACUCGAUGAAGCUGAGUCGUUUGGGUUUAGCACUAAGCAAAUUUCCAUGCUGGAAACCUCAGAGAGACGUGAAUCUUUAG